AAGCGUCAGGAAGCGGGGCAGAGGGCGGAGGCCCCGUGUGCACAGCGCUGGGCCCUCCCGGCCUCUGUUCUCCGGGAACAGCCAGGGGUGUCCGGCUGCCUGGUACAGGAAUCAUGUGGCUGGAAAUUAUCCUCGCCUCCGUGCUGGCCUUCGUCGUCUACUGGUUUGUUUCUUGGGACAAGAAUGAGACGCUGCCCCUUGAAGACGGGUGGUGGGGCCCUGGGGCGCGGACCACAGCCCCAGAGGACGAGAGUAUCCGCCCUUUCAAGGUGGAGACAUCGGAUGAGGAGAUCAAGGACUUACACCAGAGACUGGACGGGACGCGCCUAACCCCACCUUUGGAGGACAGCCGCUUCCACUAUGGCUUCAACUCCAACUACCUGAAGAAAGUCCUUUCCUACUGGAGGAACGAAUUUGACUGGAGGAAGCAGGUGGAGACUCUCAACAGGUACCCUCACUUCAAGACCAAGAUUGAAGGGCUGGACAUCCACUUCGUCCACGUGAAGCCCCCCCAGCCGCGGUCCGGCUGCACCCCGAAGCCCUUACUGAUGGUGCACGGUUGGCCUGGCUCCUUCUACGAGUUCUAUAAGAUCAUCCCCCUCCUGACCGACCCCACCAACCACGGCCUGAGUGAUGAGCAUGUGUUUGAGGUCAUCUGCCCUUCCAUCCCCGGCUACAGCUUCUCAGAGGCAGCCUCUAAAAAGGGCUUGAACACAGUGGUCACCGCCAGGAUCUUUUAUAAACUGAUGCUACGGCUGGGCUUCCAGGAAUUCUACAUUCAGGGCGGGGACUGGGGGGCCCUGAUCUGCACCAACAUGGCCCAGAUGGUGCCCAGCCACGUGAAAGGCCUGCACUUGAACAUGGCUUUCCUUCUAAAUGGUGGCAUGCUGACCCUCUUCCUGGCACGGCAUUGCCCGAGGCUUUUUGGCUACACCGAGAGGGAUAUGGAACUGAUGUGCCCCAUCAAGGAGAAGAUUUUCUACCAGUCAAUGCGGGAGAGCGGCUACAUGCACAUCCAGAGCACUAAGCCCGACACUGUGGGCUGCGCUCUGAACGACUCUCCCGCGGGCCUGGCUGCCUACAUCCUAGAGAAGUUUUCCACCUGGACCAGUUCUGAGUUCCAGCAGCUAGAGGACGGAGGCCUGGAGAGAAAGUUCUCCCUGGACGACCUUCUGACCAACGUCAUGCUCUACUGGACAACAGGUACCAUUGCCUCCUCCCAGCGCUUCUACAAGGAGAACGCGGGGCAGCUCUUCAAGUCUGAUCGAAUCAAGGUGUCCGUGCCCACCGGCUUCGCCGCCUUCCCGUGCGAACUGCUGCACGCGCCGGAGAAGUGGGUGAAGAGUAAGUACCGGAAGCUUGUGUCUUACUCCUACAUGCCCCGCGGGGGCCAUUUCGCCGCCUUUGAGGAGCCAGAGCUGCUGGCCCAGGACAUCCGCAAGUUCGUGGGGCUGCUCGAGCUGCAGUGAUGCCGGGGGGGGGGGCGACGGCUGUGCCUCUGAACAAAGCGACAGGCCCCCUCCCCAUCAGCCCCUUGACCUGGAAGCCCUCGGCCCCCCGGUGCGGCCCUCAGAUGUAUUCCCCCUCCCCUGCGCGCGGUGGGGGGGGUCCCAUGCUCUGUGCACAUGGAUGCUGAUAAAUGAUGUUAGUUCUCAGAGCACCUGGAA
Molecule: messenger RNA, 1667 nt
Organism: Hyaena hyaena (striped hyena)
Lineage: Eukaryota; Metazoa; Chordata; Mammalia; Carnivora; Hyaenidae
Gene: EPHX1
Product: epoxide hydrolase 1
Exons: 9
Coding region: 114-1469 (451 amino acids)
Biological process (GO): arachidonate metabolic process; epoxide metabolic process
Molecular function (GO): epoxide hydrolase activity
Source: RefSeq, a predicted model, not a curated record